Messenger RNA from Acanthaster planci (crown-of-thorns starfish), 5501 nucleotides. It is a transcript of the gene sycp1, whose product is annotated as synaptonemal complex protein 1. Gene Ontology annotation, biological process: synaptonemal complex assembly. The record is from RefSeq and is a predicted model, not a curated record. Gene Ontology annotation, cellular component: synaptonemal complex. NCBI's taxonomy places the organism in Eukaryota, Metazoa, Echinodermata, Asteroidea, Valvatida, Acanthasteridae.
CGCAGCAUGCAUUUUAUUAAACAGACGUCAUAACAAAAUCGUAGGGUUCAAUUGACUUUGUAGGCCAAUCCCUCGAGAAAUAUGACAAAUAAAAGCCAUGAAAGCAUAACCAGAAAAUAAUCUUCACAACACAACAACUGUAAAGUAUUUCAAUAUCUGGGCAGAAUGUUGUCAUCCCAAAGGCAAGAUGAGGUGGAGAGUCAGCCAUUCUUCAAACCCACAACCCAGAACCAAAAUGCAUCAAACAGUUUUUUUAUAUUUGGUGAUAAAGAAACAUCAAGAAGUACUGCUACCUCAAUAUUUCAGGACUCCAGCCCUCAACCACAACAAAUAAGUACAGCUAGGCCAUCUUUAUUGAUUACACCAAGUUUAUGCCCUUCAGCCGCAACUGUAUCAAAUAUGCAGGAGCGCCAGUACCAGCAGCAACAAAUGCAGAAGCAGCAGGAGCCAUCAGACUUGUUGGAUAGCUCUGACCGCCUCAGCAAGCUGCAUACACGCCUUCACAAAGAGGCUGACAAGAUCAGGAGUUGGAAAGUCCAAACUGAGAUGGAUCUAAAACAAAGGGAGAGAAAGCUUCAGGAUGCACAGAUUACAAUAGAGUCACAGAAAAAGUCAAUCCUUGAAUUACAGCUCCAAAAUGAAAAUCUCAGCAGAAAAUUGAAAGAAGAAAUGGACAACCGAACAGAUAUUUCUGAAAGGAUUGAGUCAACUAGAGAUAUGUGCAACUUGCUAAAAGACUAUACUACCAAACUGCAAGACAGAAUGGCAAUGUGUGAAAGUGACCGAGAUGAGCUCAAAACAAUGGAAAAACAGAAUAUAGAGGAUUUGGAGGAAUUAGGAGUUAUGUUCAAGGAUCUAAGUCUGCUUCAUACGAACAAGGUGAAUGACCUGAUGUUGGCAUUGAACAAUGAAAAAGACUCCAGUCUGAAGAACAGUGAGCAACUAAUAAGCCAAACGAGGGAAAUUCAGCUGAAGCUUAAAGAUCUUGAAAGACAACUGGAUGAGAAAGAAGUCAGCAUACAGCAAAUGCUUGUCAAGAAACAGGAAAUAGAACAACAUUUGGCUGAACUCGAAAAGGAAAACUCAUCCCUUCAGAAGACUUUGGCAGAGGCAGUUGAUAAAGUCCAAACUCAAGCUGAAGUUUUGGAGCAGUCAGACAAACAGAUAACAGAUCUGAAUCAUAGGCAAGAAGAAUUGAUCAGUGAAAAGGUCCAGCUCCAGGAGGACCUCCAAAGCCACAGCAAUCAUAUUGAGGAACUCGAGCAGAAUGUCCAGAGCUUGACAGAAUGCAUUGAGAAACUUACCAGUGAAAAGGACACGUUGUUCUUAGAGACACAAACACUCAGGGAAAAUCUGGCGAUCAAAUUGGGAGAAAUUGAUGGCUUGAAAGAUGAACUCAAAGUUGUACUAGAAAGAGAGCAAGCAUCCUGUGAAAAGGUGGACUCCAUCAAGCAACAGAAUCAGGCUGAACGAGAAGAAAAUGUGAAACUUUCUGAGUCCCUCAAGACCGCAGAAGCUGAGAGCAAAUCUUUGGAGGGUAAGCUGUUGAUCAAGGAGGAGCAGAUGCAGGAGCUUAGGAAAAAUCUUGAGACUCUGCAAGAAACAGCUAAAGAGGGAAAGACAAUGCUGGAGGCUUCUGGUCAGAAAACCAAAGAUCUUGAAGAAGAGAUUAACAUUCUUAGAGAAACACACACAGAGCGAGAACUGAACACAGCCCAAGAACUACAUGAAGUAAAAAUCAAAAAUGAGAAUUUGAACAGGGAAUUAGAAGCCAUCAGCAACCAAUCAAUUUCCCUCGAGAGCAAGAACAAGUCUCUUCAUGGCCAAGUGACUUCCAAAACAAAACAAGUGAAAGACCUUCAGCAAGAGUUGAAGACACUGAAGGGAAAGUUGACAGCACAGACCAAGCUUGCCACUGCUGCAGAAGAAAAGUUCAGCUCAGUGUCCAAAGAACUUGAAGACACCAAAAGUGCACUUGAAGAGAUGAAAGCCAAGUUACAUUCAGCGACAGAAGACAUGGAGCAUGAGAAGGAUGUACUUAAAGAUCUUAGAACUAAGCUUCUCAAGAAAGAGCAAGAAGUGGAAGAGAAAAUUGACAUCGUAGAGAAUCUUGAGGACCAAGCUGUCAGUUUGCGCCAGAAGACAGAAGCAGCUGUUAAGGAACACACAGAUGCUAAGCAGGCCUGUGAACUUCAGAUGGCCGAAGUCAGUGCAACACUGGACAAGUAUAAGGCAGAGAAUGAGAGGAUGGUUGCCCAAAAGGAGAAGGAGAUUGAUCAGUUAAAGAAGGAAAUGGAACAACAAAAAUACAAGAAGAAGUUGGAGGAAGAUCAAAUCAGUCAGAUGAAGAAAGAUUUACAAGGACUGAAACACCAGUUGGCUGAGGUUCAGGCUGAAAGAGAUGAAGCAAAGAAGCAAGUCAGCAAUCAGGAGGAAAACAUACACAGCUUGAAGGAAAAACUCAAAGGAAAGGAGGACGAGCUGAACCAGCUUCUGACUACUGCUGAGUCCUUGGGAGAGCCUAUGGCUGGCAUCAGUCCCAUUGCUCCAAAACAGAUCACCUCACUUCCAAAGCAUUCCACUCCCAAACCUACACCCAAGCAGGUUGCACCACAAACUCCUACGUCUCUAAUGGCAGAGAAACCUUUACCCCUCACCCCAUGUAAAAGCAAGAAUCCCAGGCACAGUAUCUUGAAGCAUGCAGUCAGUGCGACCAGGAAGAGGCACGUUGCAUUUGCCUCUGAUGACGAGGACAGCUUCGAUGGGUCUGUCUCUGAUUCCUCCAGCUCCCAGCUUAUGGAGAUUGAGCAAAGUGAGGUAGACCGACGCUUGAACACCACUCCUUGUGCAAGACCCAGCCAGAAAGUCCAGCCUCUUCAUGUUACACCCUCCAAAAGAAACCCAUCCAGUGGCCAGUCGACACCAAAUAUGUCAGCUAAGAUGACCCCACUCAAGCCUGGCUCAGGAGGAAGACAAACUCCAUCCAAAAGCAGGCCUUACCUCAAACCGAAGAAGAUGAAACCUCAAGAGGAAGUCCCAUCUGAGAUGACACAGGCUGAGCUUAUUCGCUUCAAAGAGUUGUACCCUGACGAAACUGCCAUGCAUCCUUCAAACAAAGUUAAGGCAAAGAAGACUCUUCUGACAACAGGUAACACCCGCAAGACUUCCAAUCGCAUUUUCAAGGUGAAAGGACUUCAAGACUCAUUUAAAGGUCACAAGACCAAGUUGAAAGCUGGCAAACCAAAGGAAAAUGACUUGUCUUGGCUUGACAUGGAUGCAGUGUAUGGCUUCUUUGAAUAAAUUCAUUAUUGUUGUCCACAUUUUGGGACAGUGUUACAGUGUAGAAAUUCAAAUUAAUAUAAAAAACAAAUGCCAAAAUGGAAGGCUCAUCUGUAAGUUUAUUUAUUACACCAAACUAAAUUUUGUACGUUAUUUUUAAGAGUUGUAUUUAUUUAAGUGAUAGUCUAAUGCAUAAAAAGCCAGAAGUUGUAUUUUACAUGAAUUUAUGGAUUUAUAACGUCUGUCAAUUAGAGACUGAAGUAUGUUUCUUCAAUGGUUACAUGAAGUUUGUGUUGUAUUUUCUGAUUUUUCAUGGGCUGUAUCCACAGUGGCCUUCUCAUACUGAAAAUGAGAUUUUCACAACCAAGUGAGGCUACUUUACCAUAUUCUGUUUGGGUGCUUUACUCUAUUUUAAACUCGAUUCAAACAUACACACGAUCACUUUAUAAUAAGGCUCUGCACAUUGGUUGCAUGUAAAUUGAAGUUUGUCUCUAGCAUACCAAACUGCAUGCCACAUCACGUGUCUUCCUCAAUUGUUUCAUAUAUAGGCGGCCACAGACAGCUCUUGCAAGGGCCCCCAAAACAGAUUUUAAAUAUAAUUCUUCACCAGCGAAAAUUGCUGUGGCCCAUUACAAUUUUUAACUGUAAGACUGGUUGGUUUGUGCUUAUGCAGGUACACAUACUGUUUCUGAAAGGUGAUUUUAUCAGUUAAAAACUGUUGCCCCAUGAUUUCAUUAUCGUUACAUUUAUUUGUAUUAUUCAUAACGGAGGGCAGUUUUCCUUUUUUUUAGAGCUUUGUUAAAUUUUUUCUCUUUAUUCUGUCCUUAUAGGUCGAAUAAAUAAUAAUCUCCAUACAAAUGGUUAGCAGAGCAAACCAUCAAGGUUUGUAAGGUUCAUGUACAUGGACAUUUACUGCAAUGGAUUCUUAUCAAUGCUUAGCAGAAACUUGUUUAAAAUUAUACUGGCUAUUUGAUUUCUGUUCUUAAAAGUGAAUAGGAUUUUAUGUAAAUAUGUGCCAUCCAAGAGAAUUUUUUUCACUUGAAAGUUAGCAUUUACAUUUUUCUUUUUGUAACUGGACAUGUUCCCUGUGUUUGAUUCCAAGGUUAAAAUAAUACAGUAUCAUUAAAAUGUAUGCACUUUGAAGUGUUUGGCAUUAAUUUUCCAGACUGAACUUGUACCAGAGUUUUACUUGUCACUAAUUAUACAAAUACUUCUGAUUUACAACUGUACAUACAAAUGUACAUCAAUAUCAAUGUCCACUCCAUGCGUGUACAGGUGUAUAGAGUAGUGAAUCAAUAGGUUAAAUACUUACUCAAAUAUCAUCUCAAACACCAAAAAUGAAAUACUAGCAUCAAACAGAAAUACAUGUACUAUGUACACCAAAAUGUUUAUUGAUCUUCUAUGCUGAUGAGGAACAUUUUUAAAAUUUGCAGUAGAAAAGAUAAAGGAUACACAUAUUCCAUGAUUCACUAUCUACUUGGCCAAAAAUAAAAAAAAUUCCAACAUGACCCAAAACUUGCUCCUGCAAAGAAAUACCAACUUUAAAACACCACUUUGCAAACCGUUAUGGACGGAAUGUGACUCCACAGUGCUUUUUAUUUACAAAGAUAAAAAGGAAAACCAGCUCUUCAAGCUUGUGCUUACUGGUUAAAUGGCUGUUCCUAAAUGUGCUUUCAGGUAAAAAGAUUAACUAUAAAAAUGGAUGACAAAUCAAUGCACAAUGCAUAUUUCAUUUUGCAAACAUGCACCUUCUACUAAGGGGUUGGAUUAACUUUCUUGUAUAAAUGUAUUUUUUUAAAGGCGUACAUGUAAAUGAAAAGUUGUGCAAUGAAUUUAUCACUUAUCAAACUUUGCACCAUUCUAAAUUUCCCAAUUCGAAAUAUGUCUGCUAAUUUCUACUAUAUUUUGGACGGAGUCGGCUUUGAGAAUCACAAGAAAAAUAAAAAAGGACAAGACAACAUAUCUAUUUACAAUAUUCACAUCCAGCGAAGAUAUCAUCUGUCCUGAAACAUUCAAAUUUUCAUUCAAUGAUUUAUAGUACGUCCAAUCAUUUCUGUACAAACACCACAAAUGGCACCAAACGGAAGCAUAAAUGUGUCACUUCAUUAAAUCACAUGCAUUUUAAAUUAAUGCUCUCAGUUUUUAUCAGGUAACCUUAUCAGACAUGAUUGUUUUUCUGUUCCAUGGCAAAAAACUGCUUAAAGGUUAUCAAAACCAUAAUU